AUCUCUUUGGGCCUGAUGGCCGCAAGGUUAAGCAAACCGUCUACCGACGACGACUCCCCACAGUCCCGCAUCUCCGCGAGAAGAGGGCACGGUAUGAUGCAGCAGCAGGCGCAGGCGCAGUCGGCCGUGGCGGUGGCCGCACCGCCGCCGCCGGCGCGCGCGCACGAGGCGGCGGGCGGGGACGCGCCGCCGAAGCAGGUGGCGCAGGCGAUGGAGCGGCUGGGGCGCGCGGGUAGGAUCAUCGCGGAUAUCCGGCUCGGCGCGGACCGCCUCCUCGAGGCGCUCUUCACCGCCGCCAGCGCCCCCCCGCACAGCACCCAGCAGCACAUCGAGAAGAACGAGCGCGUUGUCGCCCAGGAGGAGGUCGUCAUGCAGCGCCACUUCGACGACCUUCGCUCCCUCGGCAGGCAAUUGGAAGAGUCUGGGGUUCUAAACGGGGCUCUUAAAGCUCGCGGCAAUUCGUGGGGCUUGCACAUGCCACUUGUGUGUCCUGAUGGUGCUGUUGUGGCAUAUGCUUGGAAGCGUCAAUUGGCAGGCCAAGCUGGUGCAUCAGCUGUUGACAGAACUAGGUUAGCUCUCAAGGCCUUCACGGACCAGAAAAGAAGAUUCUUUCCUCACCUAGAAGAUGAAGUUCUUAGCAAUCUCCAUGAUGGCGAAUCUGUUAUUGCUAAAAGACCAAGGUUAACUGCAGGCAAUGGAGAGCCAGAAGAAAAAACUUUGUCUGAAGUUCUUAAGAAUCUAGAAAAUGAAGUGCCCAACCUUAAAAUAUUCACAUAUCGACGCUUGGAUUGGUCAAAAAGAGCUUCAUCAUUAGUAUGUCUGAUGGAUGAUGACUUUGUGGAUCCAUCUAAGGAGCUGAACCUGCAAAAUAUGAGGAAAUCGAGAUCUGGUUCUGCGACAACCCCUGCUGAUCAGGUUGCAGUAAUUGAGUUGCUGGUUCCUUCAAUAUUUAGAGCUGUAGUGUCAUUGCAUCCUGCAGGAUCUGUUGAUCCUGCUGCUGUGGCAUUCUUCUCUCCCACUGAGGGUGGAGAUUACCUUCAUGCAAGAGGCCUGUCGGUCCAUCACGUUUUUAAGCAUGUAACGGAGCAUGCUGAAAAGGCGUUGCAGUACUUUGUCAGUGUGGAGCCCGAUAAAGCACUUUCUCAAUUAUUGCGAUGGAUUGCUGAUUAUCAGACUCUAUUUACGAAAGUUUGCAGUAAAUGCCGACGGCUUCUUCUCAUGGACAAGUCUUUGGCUCUGCUUUUACCCCCUGUCCACCGCCCCUACCACCAGACUUCAAACGGUAGUUCGGAUCAGCAGGAGGCCUAUCACAUUGGAUGUUCUUCCUAUGACGCCUGACGCUUCUAACUCCCUCUGGACUUUAGCUAGGAUGUUUCUAAUACUGUUGCCUGAUCUGUACAACAGUGAAUUUUCGAAUAGCGCAGCAGUCCAAUUAAUUCCUAAGAACAAAAGGCUUGGUGAUUUGAGUUGUUUUGGUUUUCACCUCACUCCUGUAAAACAUUUGUAUCUCAUGAUCAAGCAUUACAUAUCGUGCAGAACCUGAGUGUGUUAAAUUUCUUGUGCACUUCGAUUGUUCCAAAUCACUGAACUUAA
Messenger RNA from Brachypodium distachyon (stiff brome), 1593 nucleotides. RefSeq names its product mediator of RNA polymerase II transcription subunit 27. The transcript is spliced from 7 exons. Lineage: Eukaryota; Viridiplantae; Streptophyta; Magnoliopsida; Poales; Poaceae. Gene Ontology annotation, molecular function: transcription coactivator activity. Gene Ontology annotation, biological process: regulation of transcription by RNA polymerase II. The record is from RefSeq and is a predicted model, not a curated record. Bases 16 to 1338 code for a protein of 440 amino acids. Gene Ontology annotation, cellular component: mediator complex.